GUACAACUUUCUGCGGCCUGAUAGUCGGGAGUUCGAGGACCUCGUGAAGAUUUUGUCAUCGUUUUAUUUGGACUCAUCAUCACGAGCAGCCUUCUCCUACUCCAAGGCCAGGCUCAUCUACAACGAACUGCUGGAGAAGGAGUUCAUCGAGAAGCGCCGAGAGAUGAAGCAGGAGGGGCGGACGGAACAAGAAUUGACUGAGUCGUACUGUUUCCUUUUUCCAGACAAAGCAAAGCUCCAUUGGAUCUGCGAGAAGGGUCUGUCUGUUGGACACUCCAAGAUUACUACACUUGGAAAUCCUUCAGUGGGUGUUUAUCUCUCCAAAUAUUCAGAUUUAUUACAAAUCAACCCUUUUGAAGUGGGCUCAUCUGGAGACAUGGUCAUUUUUAAAGUCAUGAGGGGCCGAAUAAAGCACAUCCACGAGAACAUGCCUAAGAAUGCAAUGGAGCCCACACCCAAGUUUGACUGUAACUUGUCGAAAAGUGCGAACAGGGUAACAUCUCUGCUGUCCUACAGGGCCUUUGAGCUCACACAGCAAUAUUUUUAUGAGUUUGCAUUUGAUGAGAUCAAGGCUCGACCCAGGCACGUGUGCCCCUACGCUGUGGUUUCCUUUAAGUACAUAGGCAAAGAGGCUGCUGCGACUCCUAUGACUGCACACAGGUUUAAUGCAAUUUCCCCUGAAGGAAGUAAAGGGAAGAACUGCUACACUGUGUGGAGUGGUCCACUACUGAACAAGGGUCAGGAGUUAUUCCCAAUCUGUUUACGAUCGUCUUCGCGCCCCUACCUUCCUUUCAAACUGCCUGAGAAGCUGGAGAUGAAUCGGGGCAUGCAGUUAGAGCAGGUGAAGCGAAAGAUUCCCUCUGUGCUCUUUUCUUGGGACACCUACAGAGCAUCACGGGAAGUAUUGAAGUGUGGGAUGUCCUGCAGCCUGUUUGAGGUGGUGGAUGGAAAAGGCAAACCGACCAACGGCAGCCUGGCAGCGCUGGUCAACAAACUGGAGAGAGACAGAAUGGUGCUGGUGAAGUCCUUGUUUGACCGGGGCUUUCUCUUCCUGCUCUCUUCAGCUCAGAUGGUUGAGUCCAAAGAGCGGUGGGGGCGGACUGAGAAAAACCUGCAAGCAUUAUUCAUCUUUCAGGAAUCAAGGACGGUUGUUAAAUAUUCAUCCAGACUGUUUGAGCCAGAGCUGCUGACAGCGGAGCCUCAGCCCGCCCACCUGUCCUCCACGGAGCCCUUCAUCCCCGCUCUGCACUACUCGCUGUUCAAGCUGCGGCCUAACCCAGGCAAGGACCUUAGCGCCGGGGUGGAGCGGCAGGCCACCGAUUACCUUACGCGCAUGGAUUCGGGUACGGUGCGGCCGUUCAUUCUGCCCGACUACAAAUGUAACAUGGAUGAUCGAAUCAACCCGCUCCCGGUGCCCAGACCCAAAUUUAACAUGGAUGCCAUGCUUCGCUCUUAUGUGCACAACCCUGCCAACUAUAUGUUACCCCUGAACAAGGCAAAGGACAUCAUGGAGAGAAUACGAAACCCUGUACCUGUACCCGUACCCACACCCACACCCGUUCAAGCCCCAGUGGAAUACAGCCCUGUGUCUGACUGGGGUGGCUCGGACAGGGGCUCGGACAGGGCAGAGAGACCCCCGGAGAGGCCAGCCCAGGAGAAACCACCACAAGACAGCAGCAGACGGCGGCCUGGGUUGGCCCAUUCAAACGGAGCCCAGUUGCAGCACAAGCCCCACGUUGACUCUCAGCCUCAGCCCCAGAGGUUACGGUUGUCCCAGAAUGAGUAUGACAAACACAAGAUGAAGCAGCUGCUCAAGUUGAUUCAGCUUCAUAAGAAAGCACUAAUAAAAGACCCUGAGAAGGAAAGGGAAGAGGACGGAACCUGGGACGCCAACAAUUUGAAGAGGAAGUUUGAGGGAGAUGAGAGUGGAGGCAUAAACAAACACCAGCGUACUGAUCCGCUGAGCAACGGGGAGCCCAGUCAAGGCAUCCAAGCCGGUGAGAUGGGAGAUGAAGGUGGACACGGUGACAAUCUGACAGCUGUAAUGGAAAGCAUGGGCAUCUAUGACACUGAUCUGAGGGCCCGUGGCAACGCCAACACCUCAGCGGUCAACGAGACGCAGCGCCUCCUCAAGAUCCUGCUGGCCACUCUCAACAAAGCCGUGGCUCAGGGUUCAGUGUCUGUGCAGGUAAAUCACGGUGAACCGUCGACGGGUUCAGGCAGCGGGGAGCCUUCUAUUCCUGACCCGGAUUUUAGGAAACAACUUGAGCCAGCCUUGCAAACAAACUACACAGAGGAGGACAUGGACUGUAGCCCUGGAAGUCCGUUCAGCGUCGGCUCCCCGCUAGAGCAAGCUCACACCUCAGAUAACCCGACAUGGGUUCUCCCCGUCAAUGAAGGUACCUCGAAGCAGACAGUUAACACAGACCUCUCCCCUUUUCCUGGGCUGAGGCCUGAGCCGGAGGCCGUGAGAGCGACAGACAGUCAGCCAGAGCUGAAGACGCCUGCAGUUGUGGAAGUAAAAAAGGCAGCUGCAGCUACCACAUUACCAGUUUUAGAGGAGGUUCCCUUCAGGCCCUCCAUCAGCCUGGACACCAUCCUUAACCAGGAAAUUCAUAGUCUCACUUCUGACAUUAAGAACAUUAUGCAGACUAACCACAUCUGCUAUACCUCGCAGCUACCACCACGGUUGGUUCCACGCGGCUGCUGGUUACCCAACAGCUGCUUCUCAGACUUUAUCGCAUCCUUCGUCUCCCCUGUCCCCACUCAGGGACACGUCAAAGCACUAUGUGAGAUGAUGGACAAGUUGAUCCCAGCCCCACCUGCUCCCUCGAAGGUCACUUCUCCACCUCCCCCAGUAACAACGUCUAAUCUUACAACACCACCCCCUGCCCCAAUCCAGACUUCCAAAACUAAAGCGGAGUCCCCCCUGUCCAAGAGCACCCCCUCCUCCCAGAGUGAUAAAAUGGGCUCUAUCAAAGAACCUGCAUCCACAAAAGCUAAAUCAGAAGUCGCCUCAACAGAGUUGGGGGGAGAAGUUUAUUCUCCCUCUCUAACCACAACAGACUCUCCAGACGCUAACUCCCAAAACCCAAGCCUGCUUGCUGGCAGCCUCAUUGGUCAGCUGAAGCCUGAGGUUUUCAGCAGUCUGGUGGAGAUCUUUAAGGACGUCACGAAGAAUACGGUGAAAUUCUACAUUCACUCUAGUGACGAGGGGGAGGAGAGAACUGUGUGCAAGGAGAUAAAGGAGUACUUGAAAAGUCUUGGCAACAGCGAGUGCAGCCCGCAAACGUUUCUGGAAAACAGCGGCAGUUUAGACAAGCUCCUCAUCAUCAUUCAGAACGAGGACAUCGCUGCGCACGUGCACAAGAUCCCGGCUCUGGUGUCGUUAAAGAAGUUGCCUUCAGUGAGUUUUGCUGGAGUGGACACUCUGGACGAUGUCAAGAAUCACACUUACAAUGAGCUCUUUGUGUCUGGAGGCUUCAUGGUGUCUGACGAGUUUGUCCUAAACCCCGACCUUAUCACGCAGGAUCGGUUACAGGGGCUGCUGAAGUUCUUGGAAGAGCAGAGCUCCCCUGAACACCCCUGGCAGUGGAAGGUGCACUGCAAGUCCCAGAAGAAGCUGAAAGAGCUGGGGAGGUUAAACACCAACGCCAUGGGGCUUCUGAACCUCCUGACAGCUUAUCAGAAGAAGCACCUAGUGGAGUUCCUCCCUUAUCACGAGUGUGACACUCAGUCGCGUCAGGCUCCUGAUCUGGAAUGUCUGAUCAAACUCCAAGCGCAGCACACACAGCAACGGCACCUUAUCUUCCUCACUGAGAGGCCAUUUGAGAUGUUUCUCCAGUUUUCCAGAAAUGGAAUAGUAAUUGCAAGCAUUGAUGAUGUAAUGAGCGGAUUCCACAGUCUGAUUGGCUCCAUUAAUCAGAAUGAGCUUCCGACGCCGCCCUCUACUGUAGUGAAUGAUGAGUGUGUGGAGGAGGAAGACAUGUCAUUAGACUCUGAUGAUGGUGAUGAGCCACCCACUAUAGCCGAUUCUGCAGAGCAGAACCAGAUAGGAGAGAAGAAAAAGCCUCCGCAGCCGCCGCCACCAAAUAUGGAGGAGUUUCGUCCUCCGCUCCCAGACCAGCAGGUCACGCCUGAGAGAACUCCGACGCUGUCUGAGUACAGUGCUCUCAAAACCGCCAUCUCUCAGUUCAAAGCCACCAACCAGAUAGGUAUAGGCUCUUCAGACAUUGGCAGCUUGUCACCAGGAGGUUUUCCUGUGAAUCCCCACCAGAGCUUCCUGUGUCCCUCAGCCUCGUGGUCAUCCUACACUGGCUCUUCAAGCUACGCUGCCUCCCCAGCCUACCCAGCCUCGCCCUGCAGCACCACCCAGGAACAGGAGUAUCGCACUACAGCUCCUGCCACGAUCCCAACUCCCCCUGUCAUGGCCACAGCAGGACCUCUUGCCAACCUGGCGUCCCUCCCCAUGGAGGUCAAACCUCCCCCUCCACCUCAUCUCAUGAUGCUUGGUCACACAUAUGGCUCGGACACUGGCGGAGCUGGGGUGACUGGGAACUCUCCACACACCACCUCCAUCCCUUACACAAACCAUUGCGACACAACCCAGCCAGUUUACAUUGCUGGGACUCCCUCACAACAUGACAGGACAGUCAGUGGACCUGGGGAGGGAGUGUGGGGCACUGCAGGGACUAGCACUUGUGAGAGUGGCAGUGGCCAGGGCGUAGUCACAUCAGGACUGUUGGACUCAAGUGGGCUCCCUAAGAGCGGGGAAGCCCUUGGAGGCAGCACCCCUGCUAGUCAAGGGAACAGGACUCAGGUGAAUUGCACUGACAACCUUGGAUCCUCUGUGGGAAUUCCCACAGUGGCCACCAGGGGGGGGUCAGUAGUCAGACCUAAGCUGCCUCCACAUCCAAUGUGUGCAGUUGGCUAUGGGAGUAUAGGUGGCAUCCCUGGACAGAUGGACCAUGGGCCUAUGCGGGGUGCAAUGGGUCCUGGUUCUUUAGGGAGCUAUCGAGGGAGAGGAAUCCCACCAGGACUUUGGACUCGUCCAGGACGAGGACAUGAUCGGGGGGGCGGAGGUGGUCCCUGCUCCUGGGGUUACCCAGCAGGCAGGGGCAGGGCACAGGAUUACUACUCGGACUACACAUACUCUCACAAUUAUGCCCCUGAAUAGACAAUCAACGUGACCAGAGGGGCAACACAAACACCAUACUCCAGAGACUUCUAGAGCUGGCUGAAUGUACAUAUUUCCUUGUCAUAAAAACAUUGAUUUAAAUCCGUAAAUAAAGCUCCUGGUUUUCUACGUGAAAUAAAAAUUGAUACAGGCAGUGCCGAGUGUCCUACUGUCGUGUAAACUGUACGUACACUCUUUCCAUGUGAGCUAUUUGAGACCCUGUUCAAACCACUAUAUUUAUAUUUGCCAACAAAUGUUAAUGGCCUUCCAACUUCUGAAUUUUUCAUAUUUUUUUUUCAGUUUGUCCCAGUUUUGAAGCGGUUUGUGAACAUGGGGAAAGGCUGAUAUUUUUUUAAGGAAAAAAAAACUGGUGAAUUAAAUUUCACUUUUGCUGUUGGUUUUCUUUUUAUUUUAUUUUACAUAUUUGGUUGUCCAAAAAUCUAUUAAAAUAAACCAUUUCAAAUCUCCUUUGUGUGACAGGUUUGAUGACAGUGUCAAGCAAACCUAUUAAAAAU
This is a messenger RNA of Paralichthys olivaceus (Japanese flounder), 5691 nucleotides long. Lineage: Eukaryota; Metazoa; Chordata; Actinopteri; Pleuronectiformes; Paralichthyidae. The record is from RefSeq and is a predicted model, not a curated record.